Messenger RNA from Pseudocercospora fijiensis CIRAD86, 780 nucleotides. RefSeq lists its product as uncharacterized. The transcript has 2 exons. Gene Ontology annotation, cellular component: ESCRT II complex. Bases 1 to 780 code for a protein of 259 amino acids. Lineage: Eukaryota; Fungi; Ascomycota; Dothideomycetes; Mycosphaerellales; Mycosphaerellaceae. The record is from RefSeq and is a predicted model, not a curated record. Gene Ontology annotation, biological process: protein transport to vacuole involved in ubiquitin-dependent protein catabolic process via the multivesicular body sorting pathway.
AUGGCCUCCAACCGGCGCGGCGUGGGCCUCAGCGCCUUCUCCAAUGCCGCCAUCUCCUCCGACAAGUAUGCCGCACAUGGUGCUGCCCUCCGCUCCAACCAUGCCGACGCCCUCGCCAACCAGCUCGCUGUCUUCCAAGCCGCCCUUCAUAACUUCUCCCUGACCCAUGCCAAGGACAUUCGCAGCAAUCCCACCUUUCGUGCUGAGUUCGCGCGGAUGUGUCAUGCUAUUGGUGUUGACCCGCUGGCUGGUAGCAAUACCAAGGCACGCGAGGCAAGCGGCAAGGGCGGCAGCGUCUGGGCGAAAAUGCUAGGCACGAGCGUGAACGACUUCUACUUCGAGCUCGGUGUAAGGCUGGUGGAAGUAUGUCGUGAGAGUCGAGGAGAGAACGGGGGCAUGAUUGCUCUUUCCGAGGCAAGGAAGAGAAUUGCUUCGGGGAGAGGUCUUGUUGGUGGUGGCAUUGAUGUCACCGACGACGAUGUGCAAAGGGCAUUGGAAUCUCUGGAGCCUCUGGGUGGACAAUUCAAGAUUGUCCAGCUGGGAAGCAUCAAGUAUAUCCGCAGCGUGCCCAAAGAGCUGAAUCCUGAUCAGUCAACAGUGCUGGAAGUCAUCCAAGUCAUGGGAUUCAUCACCGUAUCUAUGCUGCAAGCGAACUUGGACUGGGAAGGCGCCCGGGCUAUGGCAGUCAUUGAUGACCUUGUCGCUGAUAGUCUGGUUUGGGUGGACGAUCAAGCUGAGGAGACCGAGUACUGGAGUCCUGCUAGCAUGCACGAAGGCUGA